UGCCAGGCUCGGUCCAGGGGGCCUGUGCGAGAGGGAAAAUGCACCUGCUGCUCCCCCUCCCCCUGCUCUUCUGGCUUUCAGGCUCAUCAGCUGGCAUGACGGGUCCAGAAGAGGUGCGUGGCCCUGAGGGAGGCUCGCUGACCGUGCAGUGUCGCUAUGUCCGAGGGUGGGAGACCUACGUGAAGUACUGGUGUCAAGGAGCUGAUUGGAGUAGCUGCAAGAUCCUUGUUAAAACCACCGGCUCAGAGCAGGACAUGAACAGGGACCGUGUGUCCAUCAGGGACAAUCAGACCAGCCGCACCUUCACCGUGACCAUGGAGAAGCUCAGGAGAGAGGACACACGCACUUACUGGUGUGCGAUUGAGAGAACCGGAGCUGACCUUAGGGUCCCAGUAAAAGUGACCGUUGGCCCAGUGUCAACCACCAUGCCUACCACCAACACGUUCACAGUGCCAGUCUCCCCAGAAGCCACUGCAAGCUCCCUGACUGUGACCAGCUCCCACUCCAAAGGCGGGAGUGCCUUCGGGGAGCUCUACAUCCUCCUGCCCCUCCUCUCUGCUCUGCUGCUGCUUCUCCUGGUGGCAGCCUCACUGCUGGCUUGGAGAAUAGUGAAGCGACGUAAGAAAGCUGCUGGGAUACCCCUGGAGCAGGCGCUCCAGCCCUUCGAGAGUGAGAUCUGCUAUGCCAACGUGACCCUGCGGCAGCCCGGAAGCUCCCCCAGCUCCCCCAGGACGAAGACCUUAAGGAAGCCCUCCUCCUCUGCUUCGGAAGCCCAAGUGGAAGUAGAAUACGUCACCAUGGCUCCCUUCCCAAAGGAGGACAUUGCCUACGCAGCUCUGUCUUUGGGUGCCACGGACCAGGACCCAACCUACGUCAACACAGGCGACAUCAUUGCCCACCUUCCCAGCGCGGGCCACGAGGAGCCCACGUACAGCGCCAUCAGGAAGCCCUAG
Molecule: messenger RNA, 953 nt
Organism: Pteronotus mesoamericanus
Lineage: Eukaryota; Metazoa; Chordata; Mammalia; Chiroptera; Mormoopidae
Gene: CD300LF
Product: CD300 molecule like family member f
Exons: 7
Coding region: 39-953 (304 amino acids)
Cellular component (GO): plasma membrane
Molecular function (GO): transmembrane signaling receptor activity
Source: RefSeq, a predicted model, not a curated record